CAGACACCCAGGCUUCAGGCUGGCUGCUCUCCUCCAGCAAGGGAGCCCUUCACCAGCCAAGCAGCUCGGCGUUUCCCCAGCCACCCCAGACACAUGCUCAUGCACGCAUACACGCACGCGCCACCACACACCACACCUGUCCGUGGGCCCGCCCGGGGCCUGCUUCUAGGUCAAGCUUGGACAGGAUUUCCUGGGAGGAGCAGUUAGCAAGUGCUGCUAGUCGCGUACUGUGGCUGGGGGCAUGUGGGGACUUGACUGGGGGCACCCCAUGGGGACCCUAACCCUGACAGCUCUAGCUGAAGGAAUACGGUCAAGCCAGAGGCAGCCUCUGGGACCCCCUUCCACAGGCCCUCAGCCUGAGUCCCAGGAGCUUGGAUCUCAGGCUGAGCUGCAGGACCAGGCACCCAUUAAUUAUGAAGCUGAGCCUGGAAGUGGGACCACUGACCCCAUAGCUGGCUGUGAGCCCUGCUCCCCACACAAUGCCCAGGAGCCAGCCCCAGAGGGGCCCCAGCAGGCCUUCCAGAGUUCCUGGGAGGAGGGUGCUCUCUCUGACCUUGCGCUCUACACGGCUGCCUGCUUGGAAGAGGCUGGCUUGGCAGGGACGCAGGCCACAGCACUCACCCUGUCCUCAGCCUUGGAGGCCCAUGGGGCACGACUGGGAGACCAGGUGCAUGCCCUGGUGCGUGGGCUGCUGGCACAAGUGCCCAGCUUGGCCGAAGGGAGGCCGCGGCGGGCGGCCCUGCGGGUACUGAGCACACUGGCCCUGGAGCAUGCACAGGAUGUGGUGUGGGCGCUGCUGCCACGGUCGCUGCCUCCAGAUCGGGCAGCGGCAGAACUGUGGCGCAGCCUCAGCCGGAACCAGCGCGUGAACGGACAGGUGCUGGUGCAACUGCUGUGGGCGCUGAAGGGAGCAGCAGGGCCUGAGCCCGAGGCGCUGGCGGCCACGCGGGCUCUUGGGGAGAUGUUGGCGGUGUCCGGCUGUGUGGGAGCCACGCGAGGAUUUUACCCACACCUGCUGCUUGCGCUGGUCACACAGCUACAUGAACUGGCUCACGGGGCACGCUCUCCUGACAGCCCUAAGGUUUGGGCCCCGUCCCACCGAGGGCCACCACACAGCCAUGCCAGCUGUGCGGUGGAGGCCUUGAAGGCCCUGCUCACCGGGGAUGGUGGUCGCAUGGUGGUCACCUGCAUGGAGCAAGCGGGAGGCUGGAGGAGACUGGUGGGAGCCCACACCCACCUAGAGGGUGUCCUGCUGCUGGCCAGUGCCAUGGUGGCACACGCCGACCACCACCUUCGAGGCCUCUUCGCAGAUCUGCUUCCCCGGCUACGCAGUGCCAACGCGCCGCAGCGCCUCACCGCUAUGGCCUUUUUCACAGGGCUGUUGCAAAGCCGGCCCACCGCACGGCUACUGCGGGAGGACGUCAUCUUAGAGCGGCUUCGGACCUGGCAGGGCGACUCUGAGCCCACAGUGCGUUGGCUGGGCCUGCUAGGCCUCGGCCACCUGGCCCUGAAUCAAGGGAAGGUGCGGCAUGUGGGCACGCUGCUGCCGGCACUCUUGGGCGCACUGGGCGAGGGCGACGCGCGGCUCGUGGGUGCAGCGCUGGGUGCACUGCGGAGACUACUGAUGCAAAGGCGAGCUCCGGUGCGGCUGCUGAGCCGGGAGCUCCGGCUAAGCCUCCCGCCGCUGCUGGACGACGCCCGGGACUCGGUCCGCGCCUCGGCUGUCGGGCUCCUGGGGACGUUGGUGCGACAGGGCCAGAGUGGGCUCCGUGUGGGGCUCCGCGGUCCCCUGCGGAGGCUCAUCCUACAGAGUCUGGUGCCGCUGCUGUUGCGCCUUCACGACCCCAGUCGGGACGCUGCUGAGAGCUCGGAGUGGACGCUGGCCCGCUGUGACCAGGCUCUUCGCUGGGGCCUGCUGGAGGAGAUGGUCACUGUGGCCCACUAUGACAGUCCUGAGGCUCUAAGCCGUGUCUGCCGGCGCCUGAUUCAGCUCUACCCCAACCACCUGCCCCGCUUCCUGAGCCAGACCCAGGGCUAUCUGCGGAGCCCUCAGGACCCACUGCGGCGCGCUGCCACUGUGCUCCUAGGCUUCCUGAUUUAUCACGCAAGUCCCAGUCGAGUCAGCCAGGAGCUGUUGGAUUCCCUGUUCCAGGACCUAGGGCAGCUGCGGAGCGACCCCGAGCCGGCGGUGGCCGCGGCGGCGCACGUGUCUGCCCAGCAGGUGGCGCUGCUGACCCGUUCGCAGGACCGACGGCGCGGUCCUCGCUUCCUGCGCCUCCCUUGGCGUCGCGCCCGCUCAGUUCAGCCCGCGCCUCUCUACGACGACAGCCCGUUCCAGCGUAGGAGCCUCGCAGGCCGCUGGGGCAGCUCGGGAACCCACUGAGCCCAAGCUAGGGCCCUCGGACCAGCGUCUGACGGGGACACUGACUCACACAAUCCUCCGUCCCCACGAUGGCAGAUCUGCAAAGGGUACCCUGGGCCUGGAGCUGGACGCCAUCCCCUGGCUCUGGGACUCUUCUCCAGAGAUCACCACGUGACAGAGAGGGACAGCUGGUACCAUUUCACCCUGAGCUCCUCCCCUCUCGAAUCCCCGGGUCCAUCUGUCCCCUGCCAGGCCUAUUUUCCUAGUCCCCUGGAGUGUGCCCUGUCCUAACUUUGGCUUGGCAUCUGGCCUAGAGGACAUCUGGCCUCUUAAAUGGGGGUCUGGUAGGGACACUAUGGAGCCACACACCACAGGCUGUCCUGCUCCUUCCUGGACUCUGCCUUCGCCCGCCACAGCAGACCAGCCCUGCCGGCAGUCAUCACCCUCUCCUUACCCUGUCCCUAUUCCUGAUUGCUGUCCUGGUUUAUGUCCUCUCUGCCCUCCUGAGGAC
Ictidomys tridecemlineatus (thirteen-lined ground squirrel) is the source of this 2873-nucleotide messenger RNA. It is a transcript of the gene Mroh6, whose product is annotated as maestro heat like repeat family member 6. The record is from RefSeq and is a predicted model, not a curated record. Gene Ontology annotation, cellular component: cytoplasm. Lineage: Eukaryota; Metazoa; Chordata; Mammalia; Rodentia; Sciuridae.